Ananas comosus (pineapple) is the source of this 2830-nucleotide messenger RNA. Its product is annotated as serine/threonine-protein kinase HT1-like. The transcript is spliced from 4 exons. Gene Ontology annotation, biological process: protein phosphorylation. The record is from RefSeq and is a predicted model, not a curated record. NCBI's taxonomy places the organism in Eukaryota, Viridiplantae, Streptophyta, Magnoliopsida, Poales, Bromeliaceae. Gene Ontology annotation, molecular function: protein kinase activity; ATP binding. The coding region runs from base 1010 to 2641 and encodes 543 amino acids.
AGCUUCCACGCCGUAGUCGUCGUCGUCUUCGUCCUCUUCCUCCUCGUCUCCUCUCUCCCCAAAAUGAGCUGAGUCGAACAUCUUUUUUUUUCUUUUUUUUUUUAAAAUCAAAUCCCAAUCCCCUCAAUUGUUGCCCUAUUUUAAUCCCAUCCCCCCCUUAAGCGACCAAGCUUUGUGUAAUCCUAAAUUAAUCCAUAAAAUUAACCCCAAAAAAAUCGUACCAUACGCGUGCGCGGCGUCGUAUUCGACCCCCCGUGGGGCUUAAUCGGCGCCGAAUUUGAUCUCCCAACACUUCCGCUGUUCCGUAGAUAGGAGGAGGACGAGGUGGGGCGCAACAAGGCGCCGACUUUUUUCGUGCGCUUUUUUGCCCUAAUUCGACGUUGCUUGUUAGGUAUGCAAUUAUCUAUGUGCGCCUUCUUUCCCCUUUUUGCUUGACGAAUCUGUGUACGCUUCAUGAGCUUCGCUGUUGUUUGCGCCAAUUUGAUUUGGGUUGCGAUCGAUUUGAUUCGGUUUUUUGGCGAGAGUCCCGUGUUUUGAUCCUUAAAGGCGUCGCCUUUUUGCUAACCGUGGGCGGAAACGGGAGAAUUUGGUUUAAUUUCGAAGCUGUUUGGGUUAAUUUUGAUGGGUUGGUUUGUGGAUUUGUGGUUUGUGGAUUUGUCACAGGUUCGUCGAAUUUGAUCGCGAUACUUCGUUUUUUGUAACAAUUUGUUGAGGUAUUUGUCGCGCUGUGGCGUGGAAAGUAGGGAUGAAUCAUAUAACGGGUGCAUUUACGUGAGCGUGAUUGGAUUGGAUAUUUCAUGAAAAGUUAACGAAGAUACUAUGGAUUUGAAAUCUGGGAUGGGAAAACCCUGUGCUUAUGCUCCCCUUGAUGGGGUUUAAAUAUCUCAUGACAUGGGUUCUCACUUCUCAUCAAAAUCGUACCUUUAGCUCGGUUUUCCUUGAAUAGGAGUGUUUGAGGCUUGAUCCUUAAUCUUUUACUUUGUGGGUUAUUAUCUAGUAUUCGGAGAGAAUGGAGGAAGGGAGCAGCUCUUGGGUGACGAGGGCGAAGUUUACUCAUUCCGUUCUUAGAUCGAACUCCAGUAGAGCGCCGUCGAUUCAAUUCCCUGUCCUUUCCGAUGCCGAUGCUGAUGCCGGUUCGACCCAGAAGAGCUCUAUUCCUGAAUCGAAACUGAAGGGUUCAAAUUCGGAAUUAAGAGCGAAGAGCCCAGUGUCGGAAUCGAAGGUGAAGAACGUGCCUGCAGUCCCCAGAUCUAAGCCCUCGAAGGAAUCCAAGCCGGCGAAGAUGAGCAAGGGACCUUCUCAGGAAGCUCCACCGAAGAGGCCUAAUUUGGAUAGUCCCGAAUCUUCGGACCUCAAAUCGCAGGACACAAGGUCGGUAUCUUCCGACUUCUCUUUCUAUCCCGAUAAAGGAGUGAAUGCACAAACUGCCGGUGCUACGUUGGUUUCUGUCUACCCUUCAUGGACGAGGUCGAUUCCCACAUCUCAUGAAUCGGUUGCGUCGACUAAGAGCAGAGAACGGGACUCGAAACCGAGGCGGAGGAAAGCAUCCAAUAAGACCCGCAAUAAGACCCCCAACUCGAGCCCUCUUCAGCAUUUGUCUUCACUAAAGGCCUCUGAGAAGUCGAGUAGUAAAAAGGACACUACUUGGGCAAGGUACUUUGAUCAUGGGGGUGGGAGAGUUGCUGCCUUGGAGACCGCCGAGAAUUGGACGGUCGAUCUUUCGAAGCUGUACCUCGGACUUAGGUUCGCGUCGGGAGCUCAUAGUCGCAUAUAUAAGGAUCGGCCCGUCGCCGUGAAGAUUAUUAGGCAGCCUGAUGAUGACGAAGACAGAGAAAUGGCGGCUCGGCUCGAGAAGCAGUUCACGAGAGAAGUCACUCUUCUCUCUCAUCUCUAUCAUCGCAACGUCAUUAAGCUGGAAGGGGCUUGCAAGAAUCCGCCAGUCUUUUGCAUAGUUACCGAGUAUCUUUCUGGUGGUUCUUUAAGAGCAUUUCUUCACAAGCUACAGCACAAAUCACUUCCUCUCGAGAAGCUGAUUGCGAUCGCCUUGGAUAUUGCGCGUGGUAUGGAGUACAUUCACUCGCAAGGGGUUAUCCACCGCGACUUGAAGCCCGAGAAUAUUCUUUUCGAUCAGGACUUAUGUGUGAAAAUUGCCGAUUUCGGAAUCGCUUGCGAGGAAGCGUAUUGUGAUAGACUAGCGAAGGACCCUGGUACCUAUAGGUGGAUGGCGCCCGAAAUGAUUAAGCACAAGCAGUAUGGGCGAAAAGUUGAUGUUUAUAGCUUUGGGCUGCUUCUGUGGGAGAUGGUUGCCGGCACGAUUCCGUAUGAGGAGAUGAAUCCCAUUCAAGCGGCUUUUGCGGUUGUUGAUAAGAACUUGAGGCCUGAAAUUCCUGCGGAGUGUCCUGCACCGUUACAAGCCCUAAUCGAGCAAUGUUGGGCAUUGCAUCCGGAAAAGAGGCCUGAGUUUUGGCAGAUAGUGAAGAUUCUGGAACAGUUUGAGUCGGCUCUUGCGCGAGACGGAACAAUCAACCAGCUUCAGACAUCGAGUUGCCAGGACCACAAGAAAUGGCUCUUUCACUGGAUCCAAAAGCUUAAACCCGGGCAUACGGAUGGCUCGGGGAAUCCGCUACCCAAGCUAGUGUAAUUUUUCCCACUUCUUUGUCUUCCAAACCGUGUUAAUUCUCGCGGCCAUGUAAUUAUCAUCUAUUCUUCACUUCUGAGCCUAUAAACACUAGAUUUAUAUCAUUUUUUUUAAAAAUUUUCGGACCCCUGUGUGUGUAUAUCCAUAAGCAUGUUUGUCCGAAUGUUAUACGAAAUUUUGGUUGUUUUUUCA